GUGGUGCGGAGCAUGUGCGCGUGUGCAGUCCCUCCCAUGACAAGAGCAGCACAGGGACACGGAAGCAGAGUGUGAGCUUAAGUAAAGUGUGAAUAGAGGAGAAAAGGGGGAGGGAAGGCAUAUAAACACAUACUUGUGGCUGAUGUAAGAAAAAACGGAUCACGAUGGUGUGAGGGUUUUUGAAUGGACAGAAGGAAGGGGGGAUCAGGCUCUUCCUUGCGAUGUUCUGAAUAAGAUUGUUUAGAUCUAGAUUUCCUGAGUUACCUCAUUCCAUUACUAUCACUCCAUCAUGUCGCUGUUGACUCACGUGCUGGCCUGCCUGUUCGGGAUGGGCUCCUGGGUGGCGAUCAACGGGAUGUGGGUGGAGCUACCCUUGGUCGUACCAGAGAUCCCAGAGGGCUGGUUUCUGCCAUCCUACCUCACAGUCCUCAUCCAGAUGGCCAACAUAGGUCCACUCUUCAUCACUCUCAUGCACCACUUCCGCCCUGGUACACUAGACGAGCGGCCGGUCAUAUACUGCAUCGUAGGGUUGGGGGUGAUUGCGACAUUCCUGCUGGCCUUCUUCUGGAAGCACACAGUCGCAAUCGGGGGCUCUUUUCACAGCGUUCCCCUGCUGGUGCUAAGCUUCCUGCUCUCUGUUGUUGACUGCACCUCCUCUGUUACCUUCCUGCCUUUCAUGAUGAGGCUGCGUCCACAGUACCUCACUACGUACUUUGCAGGCGAAGGCCUCAGUGGUCUGGUGCCUGCAGUGGUGGCUCUGAUUCAAGGUGUUGGUGUAGUCCACUGUCAGAAUGUCACUUUGGUUAAUGUUGCUAACGAAACACUUGUGAAUGCAACUAUGCUUGGCAGUGGAGAGCUAAAAGCCAUCUACCAGCCGGCUAAAUUCUCCGCCCAGGUCUUCUUUGUGUUCCUCAGCGUGAUGAUGGUUGUUUGCAUGGUAGCCUUCAUCCUGCUAAACUAUCACCCUGCUGUGGCUCGGGAGAGGAAGAAUGACCUGUACUUCAGUGGUGAUCUGGUUCCUGAGAAAAGGGAACAAGGUCUGUCUCUGCACGCCCAGACACCAGAGCAGAAGCCCAUGAUCAGCCCCCUGGAAGCAGUCAGGAGGGAGCCCAGGAGCUCUUUUUGGAUGGGGACAUAUAGUAGCCUGGAGGUGUUGUUCAUAUUCAUUGUACUUGCCUGGGUCAAUGCUCUGACCAAUGCAGUGCUACCCUCAAUCCAGUCCUACUCCUGUCUGCCGUAUGGGAACAAGGCCUACCAUCUUGCUGCCACCAUGGCGGCUGUUGCUAACCCUGUGGCCUGCCUCAUCGCCAUGUUUGUUCCAAUUAGGUCUCUCUUCUUCAUGGGUUUCUUGACCAUGUUUGGGACUGGAUUUGGAGCCUACAUCAUGGCCAUGGCUUCUCUCAGUCCCUGCCCCCUACUGGUCCACAGUCCCUCUGGAACUGUAGUCAUAGUGCUGGCCUGGAUCCUGUUUGUCCUGUCCCUGUCGUAUGUGAAGGUCAUCAUUGGGGUGAUUCUGAGGGAUGAGGGUCACAGCGCCCUCGUGUGGUGUGGAGCAGUAGUGCAGCUGGGCUCCAUGAUUGGGGCUUUAUCGAUGUUCCCAUUGGUCAGUGUCUAUGGACUUUUUAAGUCAGGUGAUGCUUGCAAUACCAAGUGUCCAAUGUAGAGAAUAUGUAUGUUUAAGUUAUAGUGUAAACACUGUUGUACAAUUUCUGAAACAUUACUUGCGCUGUUUCUUAAGUAGCACUGAACUCACUGCAGUAGUUUUUUUUCUUUACAUAUUCCUACUUUUUGUACAGCUGUUAAGUUGCAGAGCUGGGCACACUGUUAAUCCGUUAACAAUUAAUUGGAAAAACGAUUUCACUUUCGUUAAAUUUAGUUUCCAAUAACAUCAUUUUCCUUACUUUAAUCCACCUUAGACAUUUCAAGUCAGCUGACCAUUUUUCCUCAAGCUCUCAUUGGCUUUAGUAGCCUAGGAACAGAAAAUGGAAGUUCCUGAUUGGUCAAAUGAGGUGUCAGCCAAAAGGUCAGCGUGCAAGAACUUUUGCAGAGUAAACAGCGGAAGUUUUGAAUCAAUUCAUGGAUCUUUAAGGAUUUAAUGUCUUUGAUUUAAAUCUUUUACUGGAUUUGGAUCUCGGGGACCCUUGCCAUUGCAAGGAAAAGAGUAGUAUGAAACAGAAAGACGUGUUUUGGCGGUGGUCUGACAGAUGCGUAGAUUGUGGCUGCUGUGUUGGUCAGAUCUUGAAAUUGUUUAUUCGGUUGGAAGCAUGGUAAGGGUAAUAUACACAGCAGUCUAAAAGACGUUGACAAUGAGUAAACAUACCUAGUCCGCUGGCGGGCGGGUGAGAAAUGAAAGUUUCUAUUACUUUUAGACUUUCAACAGAGACAUAGAAUAAAAUAGAAUAGAAUAGAAUUACUUUAUUGAUCCCAAACUGGGAAAUUGUGGCAUUACAGCAGCAGGUUAUCCAACACACAAUAUGAGUAAAA
This is a messenger RNA of Labrus bergylta (ballan wrasse), 2484 nucleotides long. It is a transcript of the gene slc52a3-2b, whose product is annotated as solute carrier family 52 member 3-2b. The record is from RefSeq and is a predicted model, not a curated record. NCBI's taxonomy places the organism in Eukaryota, Metazoa, Chordata, Actinopteri, Labriformes, Labridae. Gene Ontology annotation, biological process: riboflavin transport. Gene Ontology annotation, cellular component: plasma membrane. Gene Ontology annotation, molecular function: riboflavin transmembrane transporter activity.